UCCACUCUCAGGUCACCCUCCCACGGCAGACCACUCGUGCAGCACCCAGGUGCGUGGCAUCCAUUUCUCUGCGCUUCACAACAGAGUGAAAAGGUGUCAACAUUUCUCACCUCGGGAACCGUAGGAUUUAUUAAGGAGAAGGUGCAGACAUGGGAGCCGGAGCAAGUGCCGAGGGCAAGCGGUCCAAAGAGCUGGAGAAGCAGCUGCAGGAGGAUGCUGACAAGGAGUCCAAGACCGUGAAGCUGCUUCUGCUGGGUGCUGGUGAGUCUGGGAAGAGCACCAUUGUAAAGCAGAUGAAAAUUCUUCACCAGGGUGGUUACACAAAAGAGGAACAAUUGGAGUUCAGGGCCAUCAUCUUUGGCAACAUCCUGCAGUCUGCCAUGGCCAUCAUCAGAGGCAUGGAGAUGCUGGACAUCAACUUUGGCUCAUCACAAGGACAGGAGGAUGCCCAGAAGCUGCAGAACCUGUCUGACUCUGCUGAGGAGGGCACCAUGCCUCCCGAGGUGUCAGACGUGAUCAAGAGGCUGUGGAAGGACACAGGUUUGCAGUCUGCCUACGAGAGAGCAGCCGAGUUCCAGCUCAACGACUCCGCUGGAUACUACCUCGCAGACUUGGACAGAAUCUCUGGCCCCGACUACUUACCCACUGAGCAGGAUGUGCUGCGAUCUCGAGUCAAGACCACUGGUAUCAUUGAGGAAAACUUCUGUUGCAAGGAGCUGAUCUUCAGGAUGUUUGAUGUGGGUGGCCAGAGAUCAGAGAGAAAGAAGUGGAUCCAUUGUUUCGAGGGUGUGACCUGCAUCAUCUUCUGUGGUGCGCUCAGCGCCUACGACAUGGUGCUCGUGGAGGACGAUGAAGUGAACCGCAUGCACGAGUCUCUCCAUCUCUUCAACAGCAUCUGUAACCACAGGUUCUUCGCCCUCACCUCCAUCGUGCUCUUCCUCAACAAGAAAGAUCUCUUCGAGGACAAGAUCAAGAAAGUCCAUCUCAGCAUUUGCUUUCCUGAUUAUGAUGGCCCCAACACAUAUGAAGACGCCAGCAAUUACAUCAAGCUGCAGUUCCAGGAGCUGAACAUGAAGAAAGGAGUGAAAGAAAUCUAUGCCCACCUGACCUGUGCCACAGACACAAAGAACGUGGAAAUUGUGUUCAACGCCGUGACGGACAUUAUCAUCAAAGAAAACCUUAAGGACUGCGGUCUGUUCUAGGCGGUUAUCACCAAAAAAAAAAAAAGGGACUUUGUUUCUGGUACUGCGCCUCGAGCACAGCUCUGAGAAGACCCAGAGGUUGCACUACUGGCUGUGGCUGAAACUCACCCAGAAGCCCCCGGGCCCUCCGUCCACACCUGUCUGCAUCCAUGCUGGAUAGUGCAUAACAGACUUGACCCAAAUCACCACGAGACCCAACUCUUCCAGAAACAACACACACCAUUACCGAGGGAUGAAGCAUGUCACUUUGAGAGAAACAUUUUAUAAAAAAUGUGGGUACCUCAAAGUAAGACUGCUUGUAGACACUGGUGUAGUUGCUCCCCUCAUCUUUAAAUAAUAGUAUACUUUUGGUGGCUUUAUGAUGGAGAAAUGGUUUUCAUGGUAAUCGCACAUCAAGCCGGAAAAAAUAAAUACAUUUUUAUAGUAAUUCUUCUACUUUGUUUUAUGUACAGUACCAUCCAGUGUCUAGUUUGCAAUUUCUUGUAACAUUUUCAUGUUAAGUCAGAAAUUUACCAGUAUCAUAACUUAAAUUACAAACCAAAACAUAUCGGUUUUUGAUGUAAUCAGUAUGUUAUGUAAUUCAAUGUGAAAAGAGCUUUUCUCAGAAUCAAACCGAGUAGAGAAUGUAUUUUGUAAAUAAGAGUAGGUAAAAUAUUUAUGUCACAAAGGAUAUAUAUAUAUAUAUAUGUAUAUAUAUAUAUAUAUACACACACAUAUCAAAAUUAUUUAAACAAUGGAAAUGCUAGAGUCCUGUUGUUUAAUUUUGAAUCUGAUGUUUAAUGGCCUGUAAAAACUGCCCUGGCUUGUAAAUGUAGACACAAAAAAAAUAAAGAUCUGAAUGAGCUCCAAUAUUUGCCCA
Clupea harengus (Atlantic herring) is the source of this 2061-nucleotide messenger RNA. It is a transcript of the gene gnat2, whose product is annotated as G protein subunit alpha transducin 2. Gene Ontology annotation, biological process: detection of chemical stimulus involved in sensory perception of bitter taste; adenylate cyclase-modulating G protein-coupled receptor signaling pathway. Lineage: Eukaryota; Metazoa; Chordata; Actinopteri; Clupeiformes; Clupeidae. Gene Ontology annotation, molecular function: GTP binding; GTPase activity; G-protein beta/gamma-subunit complex binding. The record is from RefSeq and is a predicted model, not a curated record. Gene Ontology annotation, cellular component: photoreceptor outer segment; cytoplasm; photoreceptor inner segment.